AUGGCAUCGACACCCGUAAUCGUACGCAGCACGAACUCUACCAAAAUACCCCGCCCUUUGCUGACGGCGUUCAACCUCUCGGCCAGUGUCCGUUUUUCUGAUGGUCCUUACGAUAGCGUGCAUGCCAAGCGGCUGCUGGGGGAUCUCAAAUCCACGCUAGGUGAAGAGCGAGCGAGCCCUCCCAUUCCUACAUCGAUGGGAAAAAAGGUAGCGAAUGCAGUUGGUAGUCUGGUGACUUCACUACACUCGCAGGGUCAAAACUUGAACGGGCUUUCCAGUGGUUAUCGUAAAAAACUGAGAUCAUUCGAAUAUUAUGCGAUCAUGGCAUAUCUCGAGACUCGCUUUCAUGCAUUGCAAUCCGAGCAACCCAACGAAAAGGAGCUCCGAGAACGUAAAAUGGCUCUGCUCGCACGAGGGGGUAUUGACCUUGUGGAGAGCUCAGUGGAUGGAAGGGACACGAUCAUUUCCGCUGUCCGAGAAUCCCUUUCCGAGCGUCAGUGGACAGAGAUAACCCCCCGAUUGGCGCACGAUCUAAUGGGGAGGGUGCAAUCGAAAGAGAAUACUCCCGGUGAGAUUUUCAAGAAACUAGACAUUGGGGGUGAGUCUACAUGGAUUUCAAGAAAUCGUAUGGGGAACCCUUUCGCAUCACCAAAGCUCGGGGCACUGGUGGGAUACAUCGGUGAAUACAAUAAGCAACACCAAACGUCCUGGACAUUGCUCGACGCAUUUAUCGCAGGCUACGAAGGCGAAGCGAAAGUCGCAAGUAUGUUGUCGCUAGCAGGGCUUAGCUGUUUCUACGGUCGUGAAGCGCAGCAAAUGGAGGAGGAGCUGUAUAAAUUGUGGCUGGAAAGGGGACGGGCAAUCAGUGAUGUUGUCAUAAUCCAAAGGAAGCAGUUAGAUAAGGUACCUUCGCUGGCAUACAAAGUGAAGGAUUCCUUGAAGAGGUACAUUUUGGCCUUCACUCAGAAAUAUUCUCUACCGGAACAAUUUACCGCCAACAUUCUGGACCUUUUGCAGACUGACGAAUUUAGUUUCGUAGAGCUGUUGAUCGAGGCGCAAGCGGCGGAAAGAGAGAUCGAACUUUUCCGGGUAAAGGAAAUAGAAAAGGAUCUCAUGAAUUCACCGUAA
This is a messenger RNA of Peronospora matthiolae, 1128 nucleotides long. The record is from the annotation of a GenBank genome assembly. NCBI's taxonomy places the organism in Eukaryota, Oomycota, Peronosporomycetes, Peronosporales, Peronosporaceae.